UUCUACAGUUUAACAAAAUUUUUGGUUUGAACACUUAGCUUACAAUGAGUUGGCUGUCAACCAUUCUCGGUAUUAUUUUGAUAACACUUUUGUGUACGGUAUGGAUAGCAGCGCAUCCGCGAUGGGAGCAAAUGGCCCAAGCUGUGGCCACCCAGAUGAAGUACGACGACCGGUAUAGAAUCCACACCGCAUCUAAGGCAGCCAAAAAAGUGGAUACGCAGAUCCACGACUUCUACGUCAAGCUGGAGAACCAGAAGAAGGUAGCUGCCCGUGACAUAUUGGAUAGUGCAUACACUGAAACGACCAAAUGCAUCGAGGUGUUCUACAGUGGAGAGCUGGAGCAGCAGUUUAAGGACUGCAUCGAGCACGUCACCAGUCUGCACAUGGAAAGGCUGAAGUCACUUCUCCAAAUUACCACUAAGCGACAGGGCAGCGGAGCAAGCAGACUUAACAUCUGGCACUGAUGAUACCCUGGAGUCCUCCCAGGAUCGCUGGCAGGCAUCGAUUCUGCUUUCUUUGCGCCCAGUGCUUUCUGAUGUACUUUAAUUAGACAGUCAACUCGA
This is a messenger RNA of Drosophila mauritiana, 563 nucleotides long. RefSeq lists its product as uncharacterized. The transcript has a single exon. The record is from RefSeq and is a predicted model, not a curated record. Lineage: Eukaryota; Metazoa; Arthropoda; Insecta; Diptera; Drosophilidae. Bases 45 to 464 code for a protein of 139 amino acids.